Molecule: messenger RNA, 3771 nt
Organism: Oncorhynchus masou masou (cherry salmon)
Lineage: Eukaryota; Metazoa; Chordata; Actinopteri; Salmoniformes; Salmonidae
Product: kelch-like protein 26
Exons: 5
Coding region: 430-2304 (624 amino acids)
Molecular function (GO): protein binding
Source: RefSeq, a predicted model, not a curated record
ACAAACCCGACAAACUGAAGUCGUACACAGAGCACGACAGGACAUUUCCAUCUGGUGCAGAGGUCAACAUCUUUUAGAACGGGGGAAGGCAGCAUAUGUUGUUCAAUAGAUAGAGGUCGAUAGGAUUGAUUGAUGAGUUUAUUUUGUCAUGAACCGGGCAGUAAUGCCUUUGAUCCACUGCGACAUUUACGAAUAAUUCCCUUUGCAUACAGCACGGUGCUAGAAGAUGGCGGAGUCAGAUGGUGGGGAUUUCGCCUCGAAUCGUCCACAGAACAGCGCACGUGACGUGGGCGGUGUUUUCAGCAUGUUACACACAGGUGUUCCAGCAGGCUAUAUAGCUAAUUAGCACAGGUUGUCGCCUCUGUCUUCCGUAAAACAAGCACUGUAACAUGGAGAUAUGGCCGUGUGGGAACACUAACCCUAUAAAGUAUGGCUAACAAGAAUAGCUCCCUGCGUUGCACGUUCUCAGCCCCAAGCCAUAGCGCCACUCUCCUACAGGGCUUGUCGGUCCUGCGAGCCCAGGGGCAGCUCCUGGAUGUGGUGCUGGCCAUCAAUGAGGAGCGCUUCCAGGUUCACAAGGCAGUGCUGGCCUCCUGCAGUGACUACUUCAGACGGAGUUCAAAAGAGAACACACAGAAGGCUGUCUCCGGAUUACAUCUUCAAACUAAGGGCAACUAUGGCAUCUGUGACAGAGAGGGAGAAGCGUCCAUCCAUGUAUACGGAGCCAUGUUCACUGGAGGCAUGAGGGAGUCAAACCAGGAAACCAUUGAGCUGAAGGGCUUGUCUGCCCGCGGCCUGAAACACAUAAUUGACUUUGCCUACAGCGCAGAGGUCACGCUUGACCUGGACUGCAUUCAAGACGUAUUGGGAGCAGCAGUCUUUCUACAGAUGGUCCCAGUCGUUGACCUCUGCGAAGAAUUCCUCAAGUCGGCUAUGAGCGUAGAGACCUGCCUGAACAUCGGCCAGAUGGCCACCACCUUCAACCUGACCUCCCUCAAGGAGUCUGUGGACACCUUCACCUUCCGCCACUUCCUGCAGAUUGCCGAGGAGGAAGACUUCCUGCACAUCCCCAUGGAGCGCCUGGUCUUCUUCCUACAGAGCAACAAGCUGAAGAACUGCAGCGAGAUUGACCUGUUCCACGCUGCCAUCCGCUGGCUGCAGCACGAUGAGGCCCGCCGAGCCGGUGUAAACGAGGUCCUCUGCCACGUGCGAUUCCCCCUCAUGCCCUCCUCGGAGCUGGUGGACAGCGUGCAGACGGUGGACAUCAUGGUGGAGGACGUGUUGUGCAGGCAGUACCUCCUGGAGGCCUUCAACUACCAGAUCCUCCCGUUCCGUCAGCACAAGAUGCAGUCCCCGCGGACCGUGAUCCGCUCCGACGUGGUUUCGCUAAUUACCUUUGGCGGGACACCCUACACUGACAACGAUCGCACUGUGAGCAGUAAGGUGUUCUAUCUCCCAGACAUUGCAGCGCGUCAGUUCAAGGAACUAACGGAGAUGGAGACAGGAUCCAGCCACGCCUGUGUAUCAGUGCUGGACAACUUUGUGUACGUAGUCGGCGGGCAGCACCUGCAAUACCGCAGCGGUGAAGGGGCAGUGGACAUCUGCUUCCGUUACGACCCACACCUGAGCAAAUGGCUGCGUAUCCAGCCAAUGCAGGAGGGGCGUAUUCAGUUCCACCUCAACGCUCUUCAAGGACAACUCUACGCCACUGGGGGGCGCAACCGCUCUGGAAGUCUGUCGUCCGUAGAGUGCUACUGUCCUAAGAAAAACGAGUGGACCUACGUGGAACCACUAAAACGCAGAAUCUGGGGCCAUGCAGGAACUCCCUGUGGCGACAAGCUCUACAUCUCAGGGGGUUACGGUGUCUCAGUGGAUGAUAAGAAAACCCUGCACUGUUACGACCCCACGUCUGACCAAUGGGAUUUCAAAUCGCCUAUGAACGAGCCCAGAGUGCUUCAUGCUAUGAUCAGUGCCAAAGACCGUGUUUACUGCCUGGGCGGUCGCAUGGACCACGUGGAUCGCUGCUUUGACGUCCUGGCAGUUGAGUAUUAUAUUCCAGAGAAUGACCAGUGGACCACUGUUAGCCCCAUGCGAACAGGGCAAUCUGAGGCAGGCUGCUGCUUGUUGGAUAAAAAGAUCUAUAUCGUUGGAGGGUACAAUUGGCAUCUAAAUAAUGUCACAAGCAUUGUGCAAGUGUACAACACAGAGACUGAUGAGUGGGAGAGGGAUUUGCACUUUCCUGAGUCUUUUGCAGGAAUUGCGUGUACGCCGAUCAUACUUCCACAAACCACCACGCAACGGUAAUCCUUCGGCCCAAAGAGACCGCCAAUUUGAUUCCAUGCAUUCUUACUGUUGAGCUGUCAAAUUAAUACAAACAUGGCACAUUACAUAAACUAUUGAAAUAUUAGUGGUAAUUUUGAUCUAAUGUGGGUGGGUGUGUGUGUGUGUGUGUGUUUGAGGGAGUAAGUGGAAAUAGGAAUACUAUUUUGCAUCCUAUGGUUGAGGUCCAUGUGCUGCAUUGUAAUGAGCAGUUUUAAUGGAAAAUAAGUGUUAGCUUUCCGGGACAAACUUUUAGGGUAUUUUAAGCAACACUUAAAACACUACCCACAGUCAAAACCUAUUAACUGAUUUGCAGGAUAGUUUUUAAAUUUGUGCCAUGCAUCAAGGAAGCAUGUUUUGAUUAUUUGAGUAUAUUCAUUCAAAUAAUAAAAGAAAAUGUAAAAAAAAUGUUUUUACAACAUAUUGGUUGACAUAUUAGGACCAUUUGAGAACUAGUGAUUGACUUAAGAAGACGCUCCUAAUGUUUUAUGUUUAUUUCAGAACAUCUGUUUUUGCUGUGUAUGGUGAUGUGCUCAUUAGGCUGUUCAAUUGACUGGAGACGUUUACACACAGUCAUCAUAAUGAAAUGUGUAUUCCAAACUGACAAGCUAAUAUGUCUCUUAUGGCACCGUAAUCAUUUUUUCCAACUCCUUUGUGUAAGUGUGUGAGAACAUCUGUGUUUAGUGCUCCUUUGGUAGGUAUUAGGUAGGCUUCCUGAAUAUUCUGAAGUCUCUUAUACUGUGUAUAAUCAAUAUACUGUAGAUCAGAAUGAAGUGCUUUUGUCAUGUCCAUCUGUUGCAGUGUUUAGUUUGGGGGAAACUUGUCAAGUGGUCAGAUAUAUUUUGGUGCCACGUUCUUUCUCCAAGCUCCUACAUAAAAGGACCGCAUCAGUGUCAGCACUAUGGUAAUGAAUUUUACCUAGACAAGCGUACUUCUUUCACUUAUCCAGUCCUGACAGAACUGUGAAUCUCAAAGAGCUGGUCGCAAGGGGCUGAACUUCACGUAAGGGUCAAAGUAAAGGCAUAGAUGGACAGAACAGCACAGCACACAAGCAGUGAUAUGUGAUUUUCCCUAGUGUAUUUCUUAUUUUAGUACAGUGCAGAUGGUAGCAUUUUUGUUUUGAGGAGUAGCCUAUUUGUGAGGAUUUCAGUAUUGUAUGCAAAACUGAUAUGGCUUUUACUGAUUUUAGACUGUUGGCAAUGCUGAGACGAGCUGAAUUUUAUUUGGAAGCACAACAUGGCACUCGUUGAAAAAUGUUUGGUUCUGAAAAUGUCACCUGUUUGCCUUAGGAACAGGGUUUUUGUGAUGUUUUGUCUGUCCAACUCAGAAGCACAUAGUUAUCUAUUAAGUGCAUUAUAUUUGGAAUUCACUGUAAUCCAAUGAGAAUGUAGACUUUUCUGUAUCCAAAUGUAUAACUUUUAAUUAAAGGUGUUACGUGAGCUGAAAAAGGUA